Molecule: messenger RNA, 585 nt
Organism: Protopolystoma xenopodis
Lineage: Eukaryota; Metazoa; Platyhelminthes; Monogenea; Polystomatidea; Polystomatidae
Source: the annotation of a GenBank genome assembly
GAUGACAGUGGACUUUCGCAGAGUCCUUUUAUCACUCCUUCUUCUACCGGCAUCCAGUCUUCUUCGGUCCUCUCUAGCAGCCGAUCAGAAGCCAACACCACCUCCUCUUGUGAUCCACUUUCCCUUUCAAAUUUGACCAGCUCACAAGCCAACUCAUCGCCCACCUCGUCUCAAUCUAGCCUCUCUGAUUGCUAUCCAUCCCGGGCACAGGCACCUUGGACCGUAUCUCCUGUACUACCUGGCAAUCAUACAAUCCCAGUUACAGUGAGUGGUGGUGCAGGCGGUUUUGCAAUUCGGUAUCAUACGCAACCAACCGAAUCGAUGUCUGGAUCACUGACCCAGUUGACAGCCUCAAAAUUAGUUCAGACCGAAGAAUCAACCGCAAAAAAACAGUCUAUCGGCACAGACACGGUCGUGGCAAGAGAAGUAGAAUCGUCUGGCAGACGCAACCUGAAUAGACGAAUUUAUACUUUCGGCAAGUCCGUGCAACCUCAAGAGUCGGACGAUGAAGACCUCUUAGGGCCGGCGCCAGAGGUGCCUCCGAGGAGUAAAAAGGCCUUAAAAGAGCCGUCGAUCGUGAUGAUC